This is a messenger RNA of Cuscuta campestris, 4090 nucleotides long. The record is from the annotation of a GenBank genome assembly. Lineage: Eukaryota; Viridiplantae; Streptophyta; Magnoliopsida; Solanales; Convolvulaceae.
CAAGAUCACACAUGAUUAUAUUUAGGCUUACACAUUGAGAGAAUUUGAUGAAUCAAAGUGCUUAGAUGAACAGUUCUAAAAAUAAAAAGUGAACAAAUACUCCGGGACGGAAGGAAUAUUUUGCAAACCCAAAUUUCAUAUUUUGCAAACAAAAAUCCAAACGAACCUUGUAUAUAAUGAAGAAUCUUCAUAUAUACAAUGGUAUGAGGCCAAAAUGAACAGUGUUCCCGCCUAAAAUUAUUGGGCCGAGUAUGGGCUAAUUGAACUGGGUUAUGUAAUGGGCCUGAUAUCUUCUGAUAUUGGACGGCAAAUAGUUGGCUCCAGGCUGUUCUUGCAUGCUAGCUUAAAUAUAGGGCGACUGAUUUGCAUUGAUGGCUCCAGGCUGUUUUUACAUACUAGCUUUAAUAUAGGGCGGCUGAUUUGCAUUGUACCGCGUACAACAUGAUGAAAAAAAUUGGGGAGUGUGAGCACUGUAUUAUUACGGCAGUAAAGCACCUUUUAGAAGCCCAAAUUCCUUAUUGCCAUUUAAUGCUUUGGAUUUGAAAAAAUCUUAUGGUACAUGGGCAUUAAAUGCAAAAGAUUCUCCCACAAAUCCAAGAACAUUAUUUAACCAAAUUUUUAAAACAAUGUAAUUAAUAACAUGCAUAUAAACUAUCCAAAGUUUUAGAUAAACAUAUAAUUCAAAAUAUAACACGGAUUCUCUUAUAAACUAAAAAACAUAGUGAUAAAUUUUUAAUAAUUAAUAACAUGCAUAUUUGUUUUAAACCCAUUAUAAUCUAUCUCAUUAUUUUGAAUUAUUAGAACAAUGUUAAAAGAAUAACCAUAUUAUUGAGCAUUGGAUCUUACAAAAUUUCAAACCAAUACUUCAAUGAAAUUACGUAAUGGUGAAAAUGUUCAGUAAUCACCAAAAAUAAACUAUACCAAAAAUAAUUUUUAAAACUUAUGAAUAAUUAUUAAAAAUACUUAGAAACAUUUUCGAAAUCAAAGGAUCUAAACACAACUUAUGCAUGGUUGAUUUAGACUACAUCUAAUCUAUUUCGUUAAUUUGAACUUAUAAAAAAUUGACAAAAUUAUUAAAUUUAUAGAAAUUUUUAGAUCUACAAAAACUUUAAUACUUCAAUACCUUAAUUCGAUGGGAGUGUGAAGUAGCAAAAAAAGAUCUAUAUGAAAAAAUCAAAUAAGAUUUACCAGCGAUUUCACGGAUGAUGUUCCAGGGAAGAUAUACUCCAUCGCUCUAACUGUCACCUCUCGAUCUCUCCAACUCUCUUUAUCUCCCAGUCUCUCUACAUCUCUACUCUUGAUUUGGAUAAGUUUUUAUUUCACCUAUGCCCUGAAAAUCACACACACUCUCUCUCGGUCUCGCUCGAUCUCUCUGCAUCCAUCGCCGGCUAUGGAAUAGAGCACCGGUAGAUUAGAGAGGGGAUAAGGCAGAAGGGCUGAAAAUAUGUGGAAGUGAGAAUACCACGGAGGAUAUCUCAAAAAUGGAUUGGGCUGCCGGAAUUGAGUAAUAACGACAUGGAUACGGAGAAAGAGAAUGGCAUAGAAAAUGACACUCACAACAUAGAGACGAAAAAUGAGGACGACGCAUAUGAAGAGAUGAUGGGUGAUUCUCCCCCGGUGAAGCUACUACCACCAACCAACACCGUUCCUGACGCUGAACCUGAUGAUGAAGAUGAAAUUCAGGUUACGGGUGAUGAGGAUCAAGGACAGGAGACACGGGCGGCAGCUGCCGAUCAUGACGGCAUCCAGAUUCAAACAGGAGAUGACGGCCGGCAAGCAACCACCUCCGCCAAUGCGGAGGAUAAGGGAGCAGAGUUGGCUUCUCAGGAGGAGGAGGAGGAGGAGGAGGAGAUCAUCACAGAGCUCCCUCUCGAUCUUUCGACGGUAUCGGAUGAGGUUGAUCAGUUCAUCUCUCAAAUUAACAACAUCUCCGUGGAAGGAGGUGAUGGAUCGCAGCUUCCUGUUGAUAUUCCCAUAUGUGUGGACCAAUUAGCAUCGGUUGUGGAAGCCAAGUUGGAGGAAAUAAUCAGGAGUGUGUCCAAAUGGAGCCAACUAGGUGAAGAAGAGACGGCCUCGUUAUUGGGUGCCGUGAAUCGGGUUUCGAGGCUAUCCAAAUCACUCCUCCUCUCGUCUCAUCAAAUCAAUCCCUCUUCAGAACAAACAUACGCCCGAUACAUCAGCCGGGUGGGAGGCGUCCUCCAUCGGGCUGUGUCCUACUUGGAAGAGGAAUUCCGAUCAUACCUUGAAGAUUAUAAGUUUCCCGAUCCUGCCGAUCUGCCCAACCAGGAGUCCCCUGCAGAUCUGGCUGGUGAUGAUGCCGCGGUUGAGGAGGUAGUAGAUGGUUGUGGUAGUGAUACCACCACCACCACCACCACGGCGGUUGCAGAAGACAAUAAGUUCCCCGCAUACCCUGAUGAAACAGUGUCCAAUUUGAACAGAUUAGCCAGGGCCAUGAUUUUCUGUGGCUACAAGACGGAAUGCCUGCAGGUAUACACGAUAUCACGAAGGAACGCGUUGGAGGAAUGCCUCCGCAAGGUUGGGUUCGAGAAACACAGCAUCGAUGAUGUGCAGAAGAUGAAUUGGGAGGUUGUGGAGAGAGAGAUUGCUGCCUGGAUCGCAACAUUCAAGCAUUGCGCCGAGGUGACCUUCUCCUGCGAAAGGAAGCUGUGUGAUGCCGUGUUUUGUAACUGUGGCGAUGGUGGUGGUGGUGAUGAUGGGUCGUCAUCAUCGAGCAUCAUCAUCUUCGGUGGCUUAUCCAUGGGUUUCGUGCUCCAGUUAUUUGUUUUCCCUGAAGCGGUGGCAAUGACAAAACGCUCCUCGGAGAAGCUGUUCAAGUUCUUGGAUCUGUACGAGGCGAUGCGAGACCUUCUCCCUACAAUGUACUCAAACAUCCCCGGGGAGUGCAUAGGGGAGCUGAAGGCGGAAGCAACCCUGACCAGGGGUAGGCUGGGGGAGGCGAUGGUCUCAAUUUUCACGGAGCUGGAAAACUCGAUCAAGGCAGACUCUGGAAAGACCCCUGUUCCAGGGGGUGCGGUUCAUCCCCUCACUCGCUACAUUAUGAACUAUCUAAAAUUAGCUAGCGACUACAAGGAGACGCUAGAGCAAGUGUUCAGAGAGCACCAGAAGAUCGACAGAGCGGAUUCUGCAACAGGAUCAGACUUCGACUACAACAGCAGCAGCAGCAACAACAACAACUCUAAUUCCCAGCAGCAGCCUGGUGGUCAUCAUCAUCAGGGUCACACGGCUGCCGCCACACCCAGGCGGCAAUCGCCCUUGGAAAUGCAGAUAGCCAAAGUGAUGGAGCUGCUGGAUGUGAACCUGGAAAACAAAUCUAAGCUCUACAAGGACCCCUCCCUUUGCUCCAUUUUCAUGAUGAACAACGGGAGAUACAUACUACAGAAAGUGAGGGGUUCUCCGCAGAUCAAUGCCUUGAUGGGGGACCAAUGGUGUAGAAAACGGUCCUCAGAUCUGAGACAGUACCACAAGACGUACCAGCGGGAAACCUGGGGAAGACUGUUACAGUGUUUGAGCAUUGAGGGUCUGAACGUCCAUGGGAAGAUUAACAAACCUGUGUUGAAAGAGAGGUUCAAGAGCUUCAAUGCGGUGUUCGACGAGAUACACAAGACUCAAACCACCUGGGUAAUAAUUGACGAACAACUUCAAUCCGAACUCCGGGUUUCAAUUUCCAAUAUGGUCAUCCCCGCCUACCGAUCCUUUCUUGCUAGGUUCAGUCAAACCUUUACCCCAGGGAGACAGACGGAGAAGUAUGUCAAGUACCAGCCUGAGGAUAUCGAAACUUACAUUGACGAGCUUUUUGAUGGGAAUGCUACUAAAAAAUAAAUUCGAAUUGAAGCUAUAGCCAGAUAUAAUGCUGCUGCGGGCUAACUCGAGUGCGUGCAUGCCUUUACUUACUGGAUUCCCUUCCUUACUCGAUCACCGUGCAUUAUUUUUCUUUCUGUGUAUUAUUGUACUCCGUAUUUAAUUUUAAUUAAUUCAUUCAUUUGGAACCUUUGUUGAUUGAUCACAGCCUCGGCCCCGCCUCUUUUUAUAUAUUCAUUUUCUAGUUUUGAAUUAAAUGACUCUACAAUUA